AUGGUGAAGGAAGAGGAGAUCAUGGCGGAGGCGGGAGGGAGAGGGUACAUGGACAUGCUGGGACUCGGGGACGAGGCCAUGGCCGACUACUUCCUCUGCCCGUCGCCGUCCUCCCCCUACCUCUCCUCCGCCGCCGUCUCGACCACCACCAACUCCAGCACCCACGCCGCCGCCGCUUCUCACACCUGCGCCUCGUACCUGCCUCCUCUGGCGGGCCCGUACCGCCACAUCCUCAGCUUCGGCGGCCGGGCGGAGCAGCAGUACCCCGGCGCCGGCGGCGACAUGUUCGGGGCGCUCCAGUACUACUACCACGGAGCCGGCGGCGGCCACGCGGUGCCGGUCCCGGUGGCCGUCCCGCAGAAGUCCAGCCCCACCACCGAGUGCUCCUCCUCCAUCUCCUCCAUGUCGUCCUCGCCCACCGCCACCGCCGUCUCCGCUCCCAAGCCGCAGCCGCCCAAGAAGAAGGGAUCGAGAAGCAGCGAUCAGAGGAAGGCUGCUGCUGCACCUGCCGCCGCUGCUGGAAACAAGAGGCCCAGGGUGAGGAGGGAGCGGCUGGGGGAGCGGAUCCUGGCGCUGCAGCAGCUGGUUUCUCCGUUCGGCAAGACCGACACCGCUUCCGUCCUGCACGAGGCGCUCGGCUACAUACGCUUCCUGCACGAACAGGUUCAGGUACUGAGCUCGCCGUACAUGCAGCGCCUGCCGCCCUCUGCGCCGCGCGCCCCGGAGCCACCCCGGGCGCCGAGCGACCUCCGGAGCCGCGGGCUGUGCCUGGUGCCGGUCGCCUGCACGGACCACGUCGCCGGCGGAGGCAACGGCAACGGCGCCGACGUCUGGUCGACGGUGGCGGCGAUGGGGGGUUUAGACUUUAAUUAG
Molecule: messenger RNA, 873 nt
Organism: Lolium rigidum
Lineage: Eukaryota; Viridiplantae; Streptophyta; Magnoliopsida; Poales; Poaceae
Product: transcription factor bHLH113-like
Exons: 7
Coding region: 1-873 (290 amino acids)
Biological process (GO): regulation of transcription by RNA polymerase II
Cellular component (GO): nucleus
Molecular function (GO): DNA-binding transcription factor activity, RNA polymerase II-specific; RNA polymerase II cis-regulatory region sequence-specific DNA binding; protein dimerization activity
Source: RefSeq, a predicted model, not a curated record